ACUUUAUAGAGCUCAAUAUAUCUUGCACUGUUCAUAUAACGAUUAGAAUGAAGAAGAUUUACUUUAACGCGAAAUUUCUAAAUAUUUGAAAGUGGGGAGGGCAUGUAGUUUCGAUUUUGCUUUUAUCGCAUGGGGGAUUGGCUGUUGUGUUGCAUUGUAUCUCUCACCCUUUGCUCUCCAUAUUGUGCAACAUUUUGCUGAAUUCAGAGGACUCGACCCAUAAAUUCGCAGUGAAGGUCUGAAGAGCCAUGGAAAUAUCUUUCGCAGGCAAGCGGGCCAUAGUCACCGGGGCAGGAAAAGGCAUCGGCCGGGCCACAGCGCUUGCUCUGGCGCGCUGCGGGGCAGAGGUCGUGGCUGUCACACGCACGCGGGCUGACCUGGAUAGCCUUCUUCUGGAGUGUCCGUCCAUCAGGCCAGUGUGUGUGGACCUUGGGGACUGGGGGGCCACAGAGGAGGCGCUACGUGAGGCCGGCGGUAAUGUGGAUCUGCUGGUGAAUAACGCAGCCUAUGCCAUGCUGCAGCCCUUCCUAGAGGUCACCCCCGACCAGUUUGACAUAUCCUUUAACAUCAACGUGAAGGCUGCCCUCCAUGUCUCUCAGAUCGUGGCCCGGGGUAUGAAGGCCAGAGGAACAGGAGGCUCCAUAGUGAACAUCUCCAGCCAGGCGUCUCAGUGUGCCCUCCGAGACCACACUGUCUACUGUUCCACUAAAGGAGCUCUGGACAUGCUGACUAAGGUUAUGGCCCUGGAGCUUGGACCCUAUCAGAUCCGUGUGAACAGUGUGAACCCCACAGUCGUAAUGACUGAGAUGGGGAGACUGGGAUGGAGCGACCCUGACAAGGCCAAGACCAUGACCUCACGCAUCCCUCUUGGACGAUUUGCAGAGGUGGAGGAUGUGGUGAACUCUAUCCUGUUCCUGCUCAGCGAUAAGAGUUCUAUGACCAACGGGGUCACUCUGCCUGUGGACGGAGGCUUCCUGGCCUGCUAACCUCUCACCUUCUCAUUCUACCUCUUGAUUGGCAGGCGUAGUCAUAUCCCAUGUUUCCAUGGUGUCCACUAGUACCUUUUUCAUUCCUCUUCAAUCACUGAUUAUAUUCAGACUUGAUUUUGUUUUAUUUUACUGAUUACAUGUAUCACCCAGAACAAUAAAACCUUAAUGAAUCUUU
Messenger RNA from Coregonus clupeaformis (lake whitefish), 1164 nucleotides. RefSeq names its product dicarbonyl/L-xylulose reductase (gene dcxr). Lineage: Eukaryota; Metazoa; Chordata; Actinopteri; Salmoniformes; Salmonidae. The record is from RefSeq and is a predicted model, not a curated record. Gene Ontology annotation, biological process: glucose metabolic process; xylulose metabolic process. The transcript has 8 exons. Gene Ontology annotation, molecular function: carbonyl reductase (NADPH) activity; L-xylulose reductase (NADPH) activity. The coding region runs from base 249 to 986 and encodes 245 amino acids.